Cajanus cajan (pigeon pea) is the source of this 2115-nucleotide messenger RNA. RefSeq names its product F-box/kelch-repeat protein At1g26930. Gene Ontology annotation, cellular component: nucleus. The record is from RefSeq and is a predicted model, not a curated record. Lineage: Eukaryota; Viridiplantae; Streptophyta; Magnoliopsida; Fabales; Fabaceae. Gene Ontology annotation, molecular function: protein binding.
ACCACCAUUUUCUUCUUCCAUAUUUUUUCUUCACCAUACCCCCCCACCCCUCUCUCUCUCUCUCUCUCUCUAGUUUUGUUUCUUCUUCUUUUCUCACAAGUUCUAAGUGCUAAUUUCAUAAACUAAGUUACUUCCAAGCAAGCAAACAAGCAUAGAUCCCUUCAUCUUGUGGCUUAGGAGACAAAGGCUUCUUCCAUUCUCCCUCCUUUAAGCUCUCAUCUUAGCAUCACUUUUGGCUCUUGAUUUUGCCAUCGUGGACUGAGUUUGUGCAUUCCUCGUUCUAUAUGGAAGAGACAUGUUGGACGGUCAUUCCCAUGCAAUUCUGAGAUCGUUUUCCAACAUUUUCCAGACAGAACAAUUAGUCUUACAUGAAGUGUCUGCUAGAGUUGGACAUCAAGAAUGGCAAGCGCCCUAUGGAGAUUGAUGAUGUUGAGGAUGAGCCCCAACAACUAAGGAAGAGUACUAAGAAGUUGAAUUCUUGCCACAGAGUUGAAAUGACUCGAAUUUUGUUUCAAGAGCAAUCUAUUGAGGCCAAGAAUUCUAUUGAAGAUGGAGAUUUGACUAACUGGCUAUCGAACAAGCAAGAACAAAAGAGUGAUGCUGGUGACCAUCAAUCUGAUAAACAACAUCAGGGUCAGCUAAAAGAUUCUUUACACUUUGAUGUUCGAUUAUCUGAUGAAGAACAUUUGCAACAUGACGAGAAGAGUGAAUAUGGUUCUUCAGAUUCUGAUUCUCUCUUGCCACGCAUGAACCGUGACAGCUCAAUUGCGUGUCUUAGCCGUUGUUCAAGGUCAGAUUACGGUUCUCUCGCAUCACUAAACAAGAGCUUUAGGAACGUAAUCAGAAGUGGUGAACUCUACACAUGGAGGAGACUGAAUGGUAUCAUGGAGCAUUGGAUUUAUUUUUCCAGUGCUCUCUUGGAAUGGGAAGCCUAUGAUCCAAUUCGUGGACGAUGGAUGCAUUUACCAAGGAUGGCUUCUAAUGAAUGUUUCAUGUGUUCAGAUAAGGAAUCUUUGGCAGUAGGUACUGAUCUUCUUGUGUUUGGGAGGGAGUUAAAAUCUCAUGUCAUUUACAGAUAUAGUCUCUUGACAAACUCAUGGUCAUCUGGAAUGAAAAUGAAUGCUCCAAGGUGCUUGUUUGGCUCUGCUAGCCUUGGGGAGAUUGCAAUUCUGGCUGGAGGGUGUGAUUCAGAGGGACACAUACUAGACUCUGUUGAACUCUACAAUUCCGAGACACAAACAUGGGAAACACUCCCAAGUAUGAAAAAACCAAGGAAGAUGUGUUCUGGGGUAUUCAUGGAUGGAAAGUUUUAUGUCAUAGGGGGGAUUGGGGGAAGUGGUUGUUCUAAGCUCUUAACAUGUGGAGAGGAGUAUGAUUUACAAACUAGGACAUGGAGAGAGAUUCCUAACAUGUCCCCUGAAAGAAGUAAUAGAGGGCAGGAGAUGCAUGCAACAGUUGAGCCACCACUUUUGCUUACUGUGUUAAAUGAUGAAUUGUAUGUUGCUGAUUACACUGACAUGGAGGUUAAGAAGUAUGAUAAGAGCAAAAAAUUGUGGUUUAGCAUUGGGAGAUUGCCUGAGAGAGCAGUGUCUAUGAAUGGUUGGGGUCUUGCAUUUAGGGCAUGUGGGAAUAGGCUUAUUGUGAUUGGUGGAACAAGGAGUCAUGGUGAAGGUUUUAUUGAACUCAAUUCAUGGGUGCCUAGUGAAGGGCCUCCACGGUGGGAUCUACUUGCUAGAAAACGCUCUGGAAACUUUGUUUAUAAUUGUGCUGUGAUGGGAUGUUGAAGAAUUGAAUUGUUAAGGCUACACAUUUUAAUGAUUCAAGUCCAUGGAGUUGUACAACAUUGAUUCCUCCGUUGACAUGAGAUUCUUGCUAAUUGGUACUAUGGCCCCUUGUUUCUUUCUAUGAUAUUUUUCUUCAAAGGUUAGGGAUGAUGGGGGACAAGAUUCAGAUGUUACUCAAGAUUAGUUGAAAGGUUUUCUGGGGAGGAGAUCUUCAGACUUUUUUUUUUUUUUUUUAUGUUUAAAAUUUCAAUCACUACUUUGUAACAUUCGAAUUGGCAUUUUCCCCAUUUCUGUUGACUGGAGAUUUUUUUGGUAAAAGUUAAAUUAUUCA